This is a messenger RNA of Gallus gallus (chicken), 4989 nucleotides long. RefSeq names its product beta-secretase 1 (gene BACE1). Gene Ontology annotation, cellular component: membrane; trans-Golgi network; endosome. Bases 130 to 1623 code for a protein of 497 amino acids. Gene Ontology annotation, molecular function: aspartic-type endopeptidase activity. NCBI's taxonomy places the organism in Eukaryota, Metazoa, Chordata, Aves, Galliformes, Phasianidae. The transcript has 9 exons. The record is from RefSeq and is a predicted model, not a curated record. Gene Ontology annotation, biological process: membrane protein ectodomain proteolysis; amyloid-beta metabolic process.
GAGCGCCGAGCCGCCAUGCCCGCCGCCCCGCUCGGCCCCGCGCCGCCUGCCCGCCCCGGCGCGGCCGCCCGGCCGAGGCGCGGGGCGCUGCGGGCCCGCUAGGGGCGAUCCGGGCACGGGGCCGCGGCCAUGGCUGCCUCCGCCUGGCCCUGCCUGCUGCUGUGCCUCGGGGCCGCGGCCCUGAGCGCCGGCCCGGCCCCGCCGAGCAUCCGCCUGCCGCUGCGGGGAGGCGCGGCCCCGCCGCCGGGCCCCAGAGCGCGGAGGGCGCCGGAGGAGGCGGAGAGGAGGAGCGCCUUCGUGGAGAUGAUCGAUAACCUGCGGGGCAAGUCCGGGCAGGGCUACUACGUGGAGAUGACGGUGGGCAGCCCCCCGCAGAAGCUCAAUAUCCUGGUGGACACUGGGAGCAGUAAUUUUGCUGUGGGAGCUGCACCUCACCCCUUUCUCCGGAGAUACUACCAGCGGCAGCUGUCCAGCACCUACCGUGACCUGCGGAAGGGUGUGUAUGUGCCCUACACCCAGGGCAAGUGGGAAGGGGAGCUGGGCACUGACCUUGUCACCAUUCCCCAUGGCCCCAACGUCACUGUCAGAGCCAACAUCGCUGCCAUCACGGAGUCAGACAAAUUCUUCAUCAAUGGCUCCAACUGGGAAGGGAUCCUGGGGCUGGCCUAUGCUGAGAUCGCACGGCCUGACGACAGCCUGGAGCCCUUUUUUGAUUCCCUGGUGAAGCAGACCCAGGUGCCCAACAUCUUCUCCCUCCAGCUUUGUGGGGCAGGCUUCUCACCCAACGAGACAGAGACCUUGGCAUCAGUGGGAGGCAGCAUGAUCAUUGGUGGCAUCGACCGCUCGCUGUAUGUGGGUGACAUCUGGUACACACCCAUCCGGAAGGAGUGGUACUACGAGGUCAUCAUUGUCAAGCUGGAGGUCAAUGGGCAGGACCUGAACAUGGACUGCAAAGAGUACAACUAUGACAAGAGUAUCGUGGACAGUGGCACCACCAACCUCAGGCUGCCGAAGAAGGUGUUUGAGGCCGCAGUGAAAUCCAUCAAAACAGCUUCUUCGACAGAGAAGUUCCCAGAUGGCUUCUGGCUGGGGGAGCAGCUGGUUUGCUGGCAGGUCGGCACCACCCCCUGGCACAUCUUCCCUGUUCUGUCCCUCUACCUGAUGGGGGAGGCCACCAACCAGUCCUUCCGGAUCACCAUCCUUCCCCAGCAAUACCUGCGCCCAGUGGAGGACGUGGCCACCUCUCAGGAUGACUGCUACAAGUUCGCCAUCUCUCAGUCCUCCACAGGCACUGUCAUGGGUGCUGUUAUCAUGGAGGGUUUCUACGUGGUCUUUGACCGUGCCCGCAAGCGCAUUGGCUUUGCUGUCAGUGCCUGCCACGUGCACGAUGAGUUUCGGACAGCUGCAGUGGAGGGGCCCUACCUGCACUCCAACAUGGAGGACUGUGGCUACAACAUCCCACAGACAGACGAGUCCACCUUGAUGACCAUUGCUUAUGUCAUGGCAGCCAUCUGCGCCCUGUUCAUGCUGCCUCUCUGCCUCAUGGUGUUCCAGUGGCGCUGCUUCCGCUGCCUGCGACGGGACCACGAUGACUUUGCUGAUGACAUAUCUUUGCUGAAGUGACACCGGAGCGUGGGGGCAGCCCCAGGACUGCAGGUGAGGCAGCAGGGCAAGGAGGGGUAGGUCCUUUCUUUGGAGGCUAGAGCAUGGAGAUAGGACAUCAGCGUAGGGUGCUCAGACAGUCAGCCCAGGCCCUCCUGGCUGCAGGGACCCUGUGGCCUUUGAGUUAAUGGGCCAGGAGCAACCCAGUACUGGGAGCAGAAUGCCAGCACUGAGGCUCAGCCCGUGAGUCCCUAGGUCACCAUCACCCAGGGCAGCAUUUGCAUAGCAGGACAGGAGAGGCAACACCAGCACGGGGAGCAGGUAGAGAUCAGGUCCUAGCAGCAGGUUAGGAUCCCCCUCUGUGCUCCAAAGGCUUUGCCCUGGUUCUGACACCAGCCACCCCUUGCUGACCCACAGCAAGACACAAGCAAACAUUCAGCAUGUACUUGCAGCCUGUCAGGCAGCAGCGUAUGCAAGGGCAGCCUGGGGAGCCACAGGCCUCAGUUGCUUUUGUCUAGGAUCUACAGAUACAGCUUGGCUGCUAUUAGGUGACAACACAGCAACCCUGUCUCACCUGUAGCCUCUGAAAGGACUGGGUGCAAGUGUCUGCUCUGGCACAAUAAUGAGCUGAGCUUUCCCUAGCUAUCCUGCCAAGACUUGGCAAACUGAUGAGCCAUCACCCCAAGUCUGUCCCCCUCCCCUCCCAGUGCUGUGUAUCUGCCCUUCUCAGCCUGCGCUGUAGGGAAGCUGCUGGCCUAGGCUCUCCGUGUAGUGACCUAUUCGUGUGUGCAUGUGUGCUGUGGUCAUGCCUUCCCCAUGCAGCUCCCCUCCCCAUGACACCUGUGAGCUGGACUCCAGAGAGAGCAUCUCCAGAGCCACCGCCCCCAGGCCUGGGCUUGUAGGAAACACCACAGAGUGCCAGCCUGAAGCUGCCCUGGGGUGAGAGAAGGCAGAAGCUGGGGGACAGCUGCUCCCAUCCUCCUGCUCCCCUGUACAGUGCACACUCUAACACUUGCUGUGGCAUUUCCCCUGUCCUCCCGACCUGCCCUUCCACUGCUGCCAGCCCCAGGCCUCUCUGCACCCACCCUGCCCUGCUGCCUCCCAGGACGGGCAGCCAUCUUCUCCUGACUCCAUUUCUGAUCACCACGUCCCUUUGGGGGACAGGGAACUGCCUCACCUGCGUUCCAGCACCCACAGCGUUUGCUGCGUAGAAGCUGCUGGCUGCUGCCCUCCAGCCCUGGGGACAACAGCCUCUGCUCCAGGACACGGGGUUCUCUUCCCUGCGCUUCACAGCCCCUUGGACUGAACGGGAACAAAGGAAGGAGCUUCCCCUACAGCCUGGAACAAGCAGAAACUGCGUGCCAGGAGAGAGCUUGCCUGUUCCUCAGCCCACUCGCCUGUUUGAAAGCCAUAGGGGAGCCAGCGCCGGCUUGGCGGCCCCCACCUGCAGCUGCUGCCUCACUUCAGCAGCCAGCACACCCGGCUGCAGACACGCUUGGACCUGGGCUCCUGCCCCCAAGGCAAGAGACACCCUGGCAGCACGGGGGAAAGGAGGUGUCUGUGGGGACUGCAGCAUUUCUUGUUUUUUUUUUAAACACAUGGUUGUAUUUAUUGUUUUGUUGGGUUGUUUUUUUUUUUACAAUGCAACUCACUGUUAGUACAGCUGCGCAGAAUCAGUGUGUGUAUAUAGCAGGUCCCGCACUGCACACAGGUGUACAAAUAAUGGUCAGCUCCUCACCUGUACAAUAAUAUACAUAUAGAUAUAUUUUUAAUUCUAGCUCUGAAAGCCACUGUUCCAAACCCAAUAUUAGGGGGUUUUAUCCUGUUUUGUUGUGCUGUUUUUUUAAAUAUUUUUAGCCCUCUGCUCAGUCCUGGGGCCUUGGCCAUCACCCGAGCCCAGGGCUUGCUCAGCAGCGGCAUGCUUGGAUGGAAGCACUUUAUGGAUCAUGGAGCGAUCUGGAGUUGGUGUCAGAGGAGGUAUUGCGUGUCAGUGAUCCAGUGACAGUGAUGGAGGGAUGCAGGAAGAGGGCAGAGCCGGAUCACACAGCAGUGGUUCACAAACCAAAAGGAUGUGUGGCAGAGGAGGUGGUUUUGCCCUCACUUUGUUCAUACAGCAAAGGGAAGAUUUCAUGGUGUGUAAGAACAACCCUUCCCUUUUGUACUCCCCUGCAUCACAGCUCACCCUGCCACAGGAGGAGGGUGCCACUGUGGUCACCUCCCAUCCCCAGAGCACACGCUCUUGAGCUUGCUGACAGUUGAUAAUGCUCUGUUUCCUUAAUUCUCUGCCUCAGACUUGGACAUGAAAGUGCUUUGUUCUUAACACUGAGCUUCACUAAUGAAAAAGGCAGCAUUCUUCCACAAGUGAAAAAUCAGAGCUACCUGCAGUGCUAGGGCCUGGGCAGAGCUGAGGCACCAGUUCAAGUGGAGACUGGCUGGAGCAUUACAAGCCUACAGCGACCACUAACAUAAAGCUCAUUAACAAAAUCCUGCAGUUAAAGAUUGCUUUGGAAAAGCUGUGAGGGAGCCAGAGAGGCAGGAGGAAACACAGGGUAGGAGACCAGAAGAGAGGCAAGGCAAUCACAGCACUAGGCACUGCCCCAGCAGCCCAUCACAUGCACCCCUGCACCGUCCCACUUCACUACCGUGCUUGGAAAUAGCAUCCAGUUCCCAUGCUGUGCUCCAAAACUCAUCCAGCAAUUCUACUCCGGUGCAAGAGGGCAAGGUUAUGCAAUUGCAGAGUGCACACAGACCUCCACACCCUCGUGCCUGCCCAGGACCCUCCCCAGGAUCCCAGAGGCUCUGUUGUGGACCACUGCCUUAAAACAUGCUGACAAGCGUGUGUGCGCGUGUGUAGAAAGAUUCAGACUGUGGCCAAAUUCAGGCAUGCUGUACCCUGGCAGCACUUGCACUGACCAACCCCAAAGCAAAGGUGCUUCUAGCAGUGCUGAGUUUGUGCCACAGACUGGAGAAAAAAAAGAAAAAGAGAAAAAAAAGGAAAAAAUAACCUACAGAAUCAGUACAAGAUUUUAAGUGGUGCUGAGCACCUUGUAAGCUCACCGAAAUCCAUGGAGAAAGGGUUGGUGGUGCAUCAGCCCGGGCUUUAGGAGAAAGUACAGGAGAGGGGAUACAAGGAAGUGCAACUGGUUGCUUAUCCUGAGCUGCAGUGCAGCCAAAUUCGCUCCCCAGUGCUCCCUCCCCAGGACCCAAAACUGCAACAGGAAACACCAAAAGAAAGCGUGUGCAGAACUCUGCCCAGAGGGAGGAGGGAUGGGGAUGGCUACGGCAGGCUGUCGCUAUAGACUCCGGUACUCUGUAACCUAUUGUCUGUGUAAGAACAAUGAAUGUUAACACAGUAAAUUAUUACAUUAAAGAAAAAAAAAACAAAAA